Messenger RNA from Capsella rubella, 1606 nucleotides. RefSeq names its product probable WRKY transcription factor 23. Gene Ontology annotation, biological process: regulation of DNA-templated transcription. The transcript has 3 exons. Gene Ontology annotation, molecular function: DNA-binding transcription factor activity; sequence-specific DNA binding. The record is from RefSeq and is a predicted model, not a curated record. Bases 412 to 1437 code for a protein of 341 amino acids. Lineage: Eukaryota; Viridiplantae; Streptophyta; Magnoliopsida; Brassicales; Brassicaceae.
UAUAACCGGUUACUGUAACUAUUUCGUACUGUAUAUUAUUAAACCUGCUAUCGCCGGUCAAUAAGGAAGAACUAAUCAAUGACCCUCCCUCUCUCUCUCUCUCCCUCUCUCUCUCUCUCCCGCAUUCAUUAUUUAACACACAGAACAGAACACAGUGUUGUGACAAAAAUAUCAAAAUCCUUUGGAGGAAUCAUCUCUUUCCUCUCUUCUUUUACUCUCACACUCAUCAUACAUAUAUCCCUCUUUUAACCCUAAUUAAAAAACUCGAAUCCAUCUUUUCUUCUGUGUUUUUGUUUUCUCCUUUUUUAUUUGUUCGAUCUCUGUUUUGAUGCGAUUUCUCUGUUUUUGAUUCUUUUUUUUUCCCCGGGGAAAGCUGAGUGAGUGAGAGAAGAAGAAGAAGAAGAAGCAACAAUGGAGUUUACAGAUUUCUCAAAGACGAGUUUUUACUACCCGUCGUCGCAAAGCGUUUGGGAUUUCGGAGAUUUAGCGGCGGCGGAGAGGAACUCGUUAGGGUUUAUGGACUUGUUAGGUUCUCAACCUCAGUAUCACGACUUCCCUACUGUUUCUCCUCAUUCUUUGCCGCAGCACCAGUCGCAGACGCAAACGCAGCUCUCGACGAAGCUGUCUUCUCCUGUUUCAACUAUCCUUCAAGCUCCUCCACCUUCUCAUAACGCCUCGACGGCAGAGCAACUUGUGGCGUCAAAGGUGGAAUCUUUGUGUUCAGAUCAUUUCUUGACGAAUCCACCGGCGACUCCCAACUCCUCGAUUUCGUCUGCUUCAAGCGAGGCUCUUAAUGACGAGAAACCCAAACGAGAAGACAACGAUGGAGAGGAGGAAGAUGAACAGGACAAGAGUCAUACAAACAAACAGUUGAAACCAAAGAAGAAGAAUAAUCAGAAGAGAGAGAGAGAGGCAAGAGUCGCAUUCAUGACAAAGAGUGAGGUCGAUCAUCUCGAAGAUGGCUAUCGAUGGAGAAAAUAUGGUCAAAAAGCUGUCAAAAACAGUCCUUUUCCCAGGAGUUACUACCGUUGCACAACGGCUUCAUGUAACGUAAAGAAGAGAGUAGAGCGAUCAUUCAGAGAUCCAAGCACUGUGGUUACGACCUACGAAGGUCAACACACACACAUUAGUCCACUCACGUCUCGUCCUAUCUCCACUGGAGGUUUCUACGGAUCAUCAGGAGCUGCGUCGAAUCUCGGUAAUGGUUGCUUUGGCUUUCCUGUAGAGAGCUCCGCGCUAAUCUCCCCUCAGUUCCAACAGCUUGUCCAUUACCACCAACAACAAGAGCUCUUGUCUUGUUUUGGAGGAGCCAACGAGUACCUUAAUAGCCACGCAAAUGAGUAUGGUGAUGAAGAUCGUGUGAAAAAGAGUCGAAGUUUGGUUAAAGAUUAUGGACUUCUUCAAGAUGUUGUUCCAUCUCAUAUGCUCAAGGAAUGAGUAGUAUAUAGUCUAUAUAUUAGUAUUGUAAUUCACUGCAGUAUUGAAUUAAUCUAGCUAUAGGUUUCUUAGAUUGUAUAAUUGUCUAAAAGAAAAACGGAUCUUUCGUUUUCGUGUAGGGGAUAUGUUUUCUUGUGGAUCUAAAAUUAUUAUAGGUACUUGAGCUUAA